UGCUUGGCUGGUGGAUGGAUGGAGGUUGUUCCGAAUAAUCAUGUUCAGGCUAUGAAAGUAUGAACCACUGGUCAAGAAAGUAGCCGUUAACAAUGGCAUCCCAAAACUACCUUUGGGCCGUGGAUAACUGCGGCCACACCCACACCCUGUCCACCAACUUCCAGCUCUGGCAACAGCGAAGCCACGCCUCAGACGGCCAUCUUGUUGAGUUUAAGAAGGUGACGUCGAGCAGACGGUGUGCGUGGGCGCUAGGAUGUGACCAAGAGCUGUAUGCUUAUGUCUUCCCAAGUGACGUGCCUAUAAGAUGUCUUGAGUAUACCUACGAGAAUCAGAGGUGGAAUCCAGUUCAUGGUUUUUCCGAGAAGGGACUGUUUCCGACGGACCGCGGAGGCUGGACGGAUGAGAAGGGUGCUCACCCCCUGCCAAAGCCCCACGGUAUUAAGCUCCCGUCGAGCCAUUGGGCGUGGGAAUCGGACUGGCAUGUUGACGAGAGCAUCAGGGGUAAACCAACUGGAAAAGGGGGAUGGCAAUAUGCAGUCAAUUUUAACUCCAGAGAGAAUUUCACUCCAGAGAAGCAUUGGAACUCAUGUGUCCGACGGAGGAAGUGGAUCCGCUAUAGACGGUUUAAGGCCACUGGUGUAUGGGCCGCGGUACCUAGUCUGUUCCCGGAUGCACUGGAGGAACCUUUCCAUGACAUAGCUAUAGGGGGAUACGAGUUACCAGGCCAACUUGAAGGAUACCUCUCUGUAUGGACAAUAACAGCUCUCGGCAAGGUAUAUUGUCGUACUGGAGUGAAUAGCAAGUGCCCAGAAGGGAUAGACUGGAAUGAGAUAAAGACACCGGAGAAUAAAGGCCUGGUGCAGAUAUCUGUGGGACCUACUGGUGUUGUAUGGGGUGUAACAUGGGAUGGUCUUGGCAUCGUGAGAACUGGUGUUUCAAGAGACAAGCCACUAGGAACUGGUUGGCAGUAUGUAGCACCCCCUGAGGAAACUGGACUUGGCCAGGUGUCUGUAGGCGUCAAUGCAGUGUGGGCAAUCAGUAGAGACAAUAAGGUUUUUUUUCGUCAGGGUUUUGAGGCCAUUCGAGCGCUUGUAGACAAUGAAGCAUGCACGGGAACCAGUUGGGUUGAGAUGGUUGGGAAGAUGGCAGCAAUAUCAAUUGGUCCCAAUGACCAGGUAUGGGCUCUUGGGUUUGUGGACAGACAGAUUUAUUACCGAGCUUCCGUCACCCACGACGAGCCUUGCGGUCGCUCAUGGAAACUGAUUGAUAUUCACGAUAGGAAACGAAGUACCACGGGAAGCAGCUACGAUGAGAGUAGUCUGUAUGGAAGUAUGUCAUCGCUGUCCAUACUCAGUGAGAGCAUGGGUCGAGGAUUUGGUCGGGAGUCACCUAUCAACAGUGAGGAUUUACAGCGUACAGCACGCAGUGUCACCAUGCCAGCCCUGGCAUUGGGUGCCAGACCGCUCAGAAGGGGCAGCGAGACCGUCUCGAGGAAUCAAUCAGGGAGAUUGGUCAGAACUUUGGCCAUUCAGACAGAUGCCGUGAAGGCUCCAGAGGUAUCUUGUGUGGAGAAAGAACCAAAGGCAAAAGUUAAUUUGCAUCCGAUGCUCGUUCGAGCAGUGUGGUCGGCGUCAAAUGAAGGCAGCUUACAAAGCGACGGUAUGAGAAAGGUCACCAAACCAGCAUUUAAAAAAAGGAACAGCAGGGGACUGUUAGGCAGAGAGACUCAUAAAACAGUUGAUGAUAGCGUGGACAUCACCGAAGACAUCGAAGACAAGACUUGUGGAUUGGCUCGUAACACUGCCAGUGACCCAUCGCUAAGCAGUUCAGCUGAAGACAGCGGUUUUGCCUCGGAGCCUUCUAAAAUUAGCUAUAAUGCCUCCUGUGAUGGGUUGACGUUGAAUCAACUCCACGAGGAAUAUCAGAAGCCAGAACGGAAUAGACAAGACUCGUACUCAUCAGAGUUCUCAGACACAGUCAUAAAUUUUGUUGGGAGCCUCGGUGAGAGUGGCUCAUCAGAGAAUCUUGAUACUGCCAACAAUAAAGCCACACAGACCGAGGUCAUGGACACUUCAGAACGUGCUAAUGAAAACUCACUUGAAUCUUUGAACUCUACUGCCAGCGCGGAGCAGAUCACUUCCUACAGGGGCCGAAGCAAAACCUGCCCCAUGUCAACACCGGCGAUUACCGUUGAUGACAACCAACCCCUGUCUGAGUGUACCCCACCGACCCUUUUGAAUAAACCCAUGAGAAGUAUUAGCUCUGAGAUGAAUGACGUCCAGAGACAAGACAGCUCAGCGUCGGAUAUAAGCUUACUGGCGCCCUACCAGGACAGUAGCUUGUCUGACUUUACAUCAUCGGGUGAAGGUGGCUGCUUGUUGUGGGUGUCUGUCAGUGGAGCUGGGUGUGUCAUCGACCCAUUGGAACCUCCCAAAUGGUUCGAACAAACUGUUGUAAGUAAUGCGAGUUUGAAACACAAACUGAGAGACGGAUCCUGGAGGUGGCAGAUAUUGACGUUGCUUAAGAAGCGACAUGACAGAGAGACGACUGGCUUUGCAAAUACACCCCUGGCUGUGGAAAGGACGUCGUGGGUGAAGGUAGGCCGUAUGCAAUGGUACACUGAAGGGAAGCGUAGACUAUGGACUGACUGCACAGUGGAGCUACAGAGAGGAAUGGAUGGAAAAGGAUUAGAAGAAACAACGUUUACAUGUCACUACAACCUCUCAGGGAAAGUCAAGCAAAUCCAGAUUUUAUUGAGUGAAAUAACCUGUGUGCUUGAGGUGAAUAACUUUGACCGUCCAGCUUUUGCCAUUUACACCGCCAAGCGUGUGCUAGAACGCCGCCCCGUCAAACUGAGGGUAGGCAACGAAAAAGAGCUCCAAGAAUGGGUGUCAACCAUCAGUCUUGCCUGUUGUGAGAGUAGAGGUAUCACAGGUCCACCCUCGCCAAGAGCUGCUUGGUUUAUCACAUGUAGAGGUGACAUCUUUGUGUAUGAUACCUUGCCAAAUAUGGAGACUGCCCCAUCAUCUCUUAUGUUCUGGAGGCAGAUCGGAGGUCACAUGACCAGGAUAGAGGCGUGUCCAGCGGGCGUGGUAUGGGGACUGGGCAUGGACAACACCCCAUGGGUCUACACUGGAGCGUAUGGUGGAGGUCUGUUUAAAGGUGGAUGCAGUAGCGGCAAUGGUAUUGGAACCCAGACUGAUCAUAAAUACGUGUGUAUCUAUGAAAACCAACGCUGGAACCCUAUUCUGGGAUUCUCUGAUAGGGCCUUUCCCAUUAAUGAAACGGGGUGGACUGAUGAGGCGGGCAAAAUAGAAUGUUCCAAAGAAGCAGUAAACCCCCCUACCAGGCACUGGCAAUGGAUAACGGAAUGGAGGAUAGAUUUUACUGUGCAUGGUAGUACUGACAAUGCAGGCUGGCAAUAUGCCAAAGACCAUAAGAGUCGGAAGGGUUAUCACAAAGACAAACGAUGGAAUGACUAUGCUCGAAGGAGACGCUGGAUCAGAAAGUGCCAGUUACUAACCACAGGCCCUUGGCAAGAGCUACAAAACCUGUCUCUGAUUGACGUAUCCAUGCAACCUGAUGUAGAUGAGAUGUGGGUCCGACCUAUUGUACUUUGGGCCAUCAGCUCAAAUGGUGAUGUAGUAACGAGACUAGAGGUCACCAGACACUGUCCAGAGGGUCAUAGCUGGAUCCAUAUUCCAAGUGAUCAGCCAUUUCAAUCUAUCUCCGUCGGGGGGAAUUAUCGCGUCUGGGCCGUCGCUAAGGACGGCUCUGCGUUCUUCCGCAACGGGAUCCAUGCUCAGAAUCCAACAGGUGAUACUUGGUUCCACAUUGCACUACCAGCGAUAGCUCCUCUAAUACAGAUAUCAUGUGGAGCUACAUCAGUCUGGGCUAUAGACAGUCAGAUGAAUUUGUGGUAUCGUGAGAACAUCACACCCACCUUUCCUGAGGGAACUCGCUGGAUACUCGUCAGCAACAAGGUCAGGAAAGUUUCUGUUGGACCCGAAGAUCAGGUUUGGAUAAUCGCUGAUGAGUCAAAUGGCUCGAGGGGUGUAAUAUGCCGGCGAGAGGGUAUCACGCUCAAAAGACCCACAGGCACGUCCUGGGACAAGGGAGCAGGGGGAGGGGUCAAACACUUGACGAUAAGGGCAUGUGCAAAGGAAAGGUCACCAGAGGUCAAGAUGGAUGACAUAGCUCAAGCCACAGUACAGGGUCAGACAGAGAUUACAGAUGAACUCUUCAAACCCUACACUAGCUCUAGAGACAACGUGCUUUGCUGACUGAAAUAAGAAAUCAUACCUUCAAAUGUUAUAUGUUUACCACUAAGCUUGAACGAGAUACACUGAGUUGACUGAAAUUACAAAUAGGAUCUUAAAGGAACACGUUGCCUUGGAUCGGACGAGUUGGUCUAUAAAAAAGCGUUUGAAACCGUUUGU
Asterias rubens (European starfish) is the source of this 4439-nucleotide messenger RNA. Its product is annotated as tectonin beta-propeller repeat-containing protein 1-like. The record is from RefSeq and is a predicted model, not a curated record. NCBI's taxonomy places the organism in Eukaryota, Metazoa, Echinodermata, Asteroidea, Forcipulatida, Asteriidae. The transcript has 24 exons. Bases 93 to 4283 code for a protein of 1396 amino acids. Gene Ontology annotation, cellular component: membrane.